Fundulus heteroclitus (mummichog) is the source of this 2760-nucleotide messenger RNA. RefSeq names its product myc-associated zinc finger protein (gene maza). The transcript has 8 exons. Bases 768 to 2132 code for a protein of 454 amino acids. Gene Ontology annotation, molecular function: RNA polymerase II cis-regulatory region sequence-specific DNA binding; DNA-binding transcription activator activity, RNA polymerase II-specific. The record is from RefSeq and is a predicted model, not a curated record. Gene Ontology annotation, cellular component: nucleus. Lineage: Eukaryota; Metazoa; Chordata; Actinopteri; Cyprinodontiformes; Fundulidae. Gene Ontology annotation, biological process: regulation of transcription by RNA polymerase II.
GAAAAGUGUUUUUUUUUUCUUUCUUUUUUUUUCGGCGGGCCGCGCGGCCAGGCGCCCACGUCACGCUCCGUCCAGCUGUUGCACCUGCGCGAAUCGGUACCGUUAAGAUGCUGCGGGGAUAAAGCCUCGAACCGGACGCCGUUUCAGCCUCGAGUUCGGCCAGCCCGGUCCGAACCGCUCGGCCCGCCAUUGUUCCUGACCGACAACCGCGCAGAGGUUCCGUUCGGACCGUGGGCGGAUUAGCGGCGCCGCGGCUGUUGCUGUCGGAGGAGACCCACGGCGCGAGACGGGGUCCACGCGGAGGGAGCACGAGCCCAGCCCUGUCCCUUUAACGCGCCGCCAGAGGGGGGGAGAGGAGAUCACAGGAGGAGCGUGGCGUGGGGUGGGGGGGAGAACACAGGAAGGUGUCCUCCACGCACCGAGGCGGAGCCACGCACCGAGGCCGGCCGGCGGGCUGCUCAGGCGGGGGAGGGACUGCACGCAACACCGAGGCCUGGAUCCUGCAGCCGAGGCCUUCGUGGAGACCCGAAUAAAACCGAGCCGGAAAGAUCUGCAGAACCGAGCCGGUCCCACUGCACGUGUUCAAAGGCACCGUGACACCAACCAUCCAUGAUCAGAACCGGGCCAUAACGGACAGCAGAACCGGGCCGUGCUGCCUCUCUUAGGCCGAACAUCGUCCACCUGCCAGGCAGACAGGAGCCACCAGGCCCCCAGCAUUUGGCCCCGGGCCCCCGCCUCCUCCUCCUCCCUCACUGCGGCCCCUCAGCAUGGACACCUCCUGGAGCAAUUUCCUCUUCCAGACGGCGCCGACUCAGAGCCAACCUGAGACGGCGCUUCAGUCCGAGCUGCUGCCGGACCUGACCGGCUCGGUCCAGAGUCCCCCGGCGGAGCACAUCGUGGCGCCGCCGUCCACCGUGGACACGGCCGCCCUGAGCGAGGAGCCGCUACCAGUCAAGCCGCUGUCCAAACCGAGCCGUCCGGCCCACAUCUGCGCCACCUGCAACAAGGAGUUCAAGAACAGCUACAACCUGCGGCGGCACCAGUCCGUCCACACCGGCAUCAAGAUGAAGGACCGGGCGGCCCGGGAGAAGGAGGACGGCGCCAAGGCGGCCCGGCUGGAGAAGCAGACCAUCCCCCUGUCCCUGCUGCAGCUCACGCUGCCCCCCCAGCCUCCGGCCGGCGCCCCCGACGGCCUCCCCCAGCCCGGUCCGCCGGCCCACCAGGACGGCCAGCCGGUGCCGGUGUCCAUCGCCCCGGCGACCGUCUCCAUGGCUGCCGCGCCUCAGCCCAUCCAGGCAGCGAUCGUGGUGGUGGGCUCCAUGGAGCAGAACCCCGUCUCCGUGGCCAGCGCCAACCAGGUGAGGAAGAACCACGCCUGCGAGGCGUGCGGGAAGGCCUUCAGAGACGUGUACCACCUGAACCGGCACCGGCUGUCCCACUCGGACGAGAAGCCGUACACCUGCCCCAUCUGCCAGCAGCGCUUCAAGAGGAAGGACCGCAUGAGCUACCACGUCCGCUCGCACCAGGGCGGCGUGGAGAAGCCCUACAUCUGCCCCCACUGCUCCAAGGCCUUCUCCAGGCCGGACCACCUCAACAGCCACGUCCGCCAGGUCCACUCCACAGAGAGGCCCUUCAAAUGCACGACGUGCACGUCGGCGUUCGCCACGCGGGACCGUCUGCGCGCUCACCUGAUCCGCCACGAGGAGAAGGUGCCGUGCCACGUCUGCGGGAAGCUGCUGUCGGCCGCCUACAUCACCGACCACAUGAGGGUCCACAACCAGGCGCAGCACCACUCCUGCCACCUCUGCAACCGCACUUUCACCACGCUCACCUACCUGCGGGUCCACGCCCAGAAGCACCACGGUCAGGAGUGGAAGGAGAGCGGCGGGGCCCGGGGGGCCUUCGGCGGCGCCGGCGCCGGAGGCGUGCUGCUCUGCCAGCUCUGCGGGGUCCAGUGUAAGACGGCCACGCAGCUCCAGGGUCACAUGGGCACCCACGCCCAGCAGGGCGACCCCCCCACCACCACGGAGCCCGUCGGCACCACCAGCGUGGCGGUUACCGUGUCCGGUCCCAACGCCGCGGGCCUGAUGGUCACCGACUGCUCCAGCAUCGCCCCCCCGCCCCACAGCUAGCGCGCUAACAGGGGGGGAGCCGGCGGCGGCGGGUCAGGUUGUUGCCAAACAUGGACUCGGAUCAGAAGAACCUUCCUGUUAUUGUCGCCUGAAGCGGCGGAUCCACCGCUGAGACUCACAGACUGGACCCGGGACAUGAAGGAGGAUCUAGGGAACUUCUCUGGUUCCCGUGGUUCCUCAGCUAGCUGCCACUAGUUUAUUCUCCAUCUGAGCUGCUCGGGUUCUCCGGGUUUUGUAAAGCCGUUGAUGUUUUUAGCCCAUUUCUACUCCAUCAUAUCAGUGUUUGUUUCUGAAGAACCGACCAGAUUUAUACGCGCGGGGGGGGGGGGGGGGCAGUUCGGCGCCAUCGGACCAGAACCGCUCCAGCGGCGCCGCCGUGACGGGCCGGGCUCUGCGAGCAGAACUUUUCUACAGCUGUGGUGUAAAUUCUGCUGAAGACUGAAUGUUCCGUAGUGGUCUGCUCCGUCAGAUGUUUGUUCUGGAUGCUGCUCUGUAGCUCCUCCAGAGACUCUUCUUCUUCUUCUGUGGUCGUUCUGCUGAUUGUAACUGAUUAUUGUUCCUGCAUUAAACUGCCGUCUGACCUGGAGCUGACCGCAGAUCAGCUGGAGAACCGCAGCCUGAGAACACA